UUUGGUUUGAUUUAUUCUAUUGUAAGGCUAAACUUCUGGGUUUGUUUCUUUGCUGUAAAGUUUGCAUCUUUAAACUUGCCUAGAAAUUGGACUCUGUGAUUUUUAGUGUGAAGUUUUUAUGUUAUUUAGAUCUCCAUGUUUAACAUGACAUUUGGAUUUAAUGUGCAGGAGUACAUCCAAUCAUACCUGGCAGCACACACCAGUCAAGACUUUCAGCACAAUGAGAAUUAUUUACACAAAACCACAGAUUCUAAGGCAACCCAACCGUACCUACCUCCUGGAGAACUUACUGGAAAUUGAAUUACCAAGAAUGAUUUACGCAGAGCCACAGGUUCUAAAGCCACCGAGAAAUGACGUCCUUAUGAUGACUCCAUGGUUUGCGCCAAUAGUUUGGGAAGGGACCUAUAAUCUUGAGAUCCUGAAUGAGCAGUUCAAACAAAGGAAUGUCACUGUAGGACUGACAGUUUUUGCAAUCAAAAAGUGAGUAUGGCUUAUUCAUAGAACUAUAUGUUAGUUAUGAAAGGUGAAGGAUAACCACUAAGAGGAGUGGGAAUCUGUUUUGUCGAUGUGUGUAGUGAUGGU
Molecule: messenger RNA, 582 nt
Organism: Pelodiscus sinensis (Chinese soft-shelled turtle)
Lineage: Eukaryota; Metazoa; Chordata; Testudines; Trionychidae
Source: RefSeq, a predicted model, not a curated record